Diversispora eburnea is the source of this 1524-nucleotide messenger RNA. NCBI's taxonomy places the organism in Eukaryota, Fungi, Glomeromycota, Glomeromycetes, Diversisporales, Diversisporaceae. The record is from the annotation of a GenBank genome assembly.
AUGUCGAUACCAAAAAAUUCCUCACGAAUGAAUAAAUUAGUAAAUGAAUUAGAAGAAAUUGUUGGAAAAAUAACUUUGGGUGGUGGAAAAGAAGUUAGAAAACGUCAUCUGGAUCGAAAAAAACUUUUGCCUCGUGAUAGGAUAAAUCGAUUACUGGAUAAUGGAUCACCAUUCCUAGAAUUUUCUCAACUUGCUGGUUAUAAAUUAUAUUCGGAUGAAAUUCCCGCUGGUGGAAUAGUUACUGGAAUUGGUCGUGUGUCAGGUGUAGAAUGUAUGAUUAUAGCCAAUGAUUCAACUGUUAAAGGAGGAACUUAUUAUCCAAUCACUGUUAAGAAACAUUUACGAGCACAAGAAAUCGCUCGUGAAAAUAGACUUCCAUCUAUAUAUUUAGUUGAUUCGGGAGGUGCUAAUCUUCCAAAUCAAGCAGAUGUAUUUCCGGAUCGUGAUCAUUUUGGACGCAUUUUUUAUAACCAGUCAACGAUGUCUGCCAAGGGAAUUCCUCAAAUAGCAGUAGUGAUGGGAUCAUGUACAGCAGGUGGUGCUUAUGUUCCUGCUAUGGCAGAUCAGAGCAUAAUUGUAGCAAAGCAAGGCACGAUUUUUUUGGCUGGUCCACCAUUAGUUAAAGCAGCAACUGGUGAAAUUGUUACAGCAGAAGAACUUGGAGGUCGAACAUCUGGUGUUACGGAUCAUUAUGCAAUAGAUGAUGAGGAUGCUCUUCGACUUGCAAGAAAUGUCCUCGAUUUAAGAAUACCUGAAGAACCUUUGUAUUCUCCUACAGAACUUGGUGGUAUUGUAGGUGAUAAUUUGCGUAAAUCAUUUGAUGUUAGAAACGUAAUUGCACGCAUUGUAGAUGGUAGUCGGUUUAAAGAAUUCAAAGAACUUUAUGGAACCACAUUAGUUACUGGAUUUGCUCAUAUUUAUGGUUACCCGGUAGGAAUUGUUGCAAAUAAUGGAAUUCUAUUUUCAGAAUCAGCUUUAAAGGGAACACACUUUAUAGAAAUUUGUGCACAAAGAGGUAUACCUCUUAUUUUUCUUCAAAACAUUACUGGAUUUAUGGUAGGUUCCUCAGCGGAAGCAGGUGGGAUUGCAAAGAAUGGAGCAAAAAUGGUUACUGCAGUAUCUUGUGCAAAAGUACCUAAACUUUCAAUGAUUAUUGGUGGUAGUUUUGGAGCUGGUAAUUAUGGAAUGUGUGGAAGAGCGUUUGGUCCUAGAUUUUUGUGGAUGUGGCCAAAUGCACGAAUAUCCGUUAUGGGAGGUGAACAAGCAGCAAAUGUUUUGGCACAAAUCAAACGAGAUGCAAAAGAAAAGAAAGGUGAAACGUGGUCAAUACAAGAUGAAGAAGAAUUUAAAACUCCAAUACGGGAAAGAUAUGAAUUAGAAGGACAUCCUUAUUUUUCAUCUGCUCGUCUAUGGGAUGACGGAAUUAUAAAUCCUGCUGAUUCCCGUAAAGUCCUUGGUUUGGCUUUAAGUGCUACUUUAAAUGCACCUAUUCAAAAAACACGUUUUGGUGUGUUUAGAAUGUAA